CGGAAGUAGAAGGGAGUUCACUUCCGGGUCGGGUUGCCUGCGCUGGGCCGGCUUCGGAGCCUGUUGUGACAGUAAGAGAAAAUGAGUUCAGCAGGGAAGAGAAGAGGAAGGCCGAACAGAGGCGGAGGAAGAGGGCGAGGUAGAGGCGGAGGUGGAGGAGGAGGAAGAGGCAGAGGAAGAGGACAAUGUAACAAAUCUCAUGUUGGUGGAAAUAAAAAAGGGUCAAGCAAAGCUUGGGAUGAUGGGGAUGACUUUUGCUGCUUUGAGGAACCGCCAGUUGCAUCCAGAUCAAGCUGCGUUAUCAGAAGAGGAGGGCAAACCAAACAGAGACCUGAAACGAGGAUGCCUCUGCAGACCAUACAUAUGACAUCUGAGAAUCAGCAAAGGGUGAAAGAACUUCUCCGAGAACUCCAGGGACAAGAGCUGUCAGCUGGUUCAGAAAUGGCUGCAUCAGGCGAAGAUGAUGAUGAUGAACCUGAUUAUUUUGAUGAUGUGCAAUGCUGGUCAGCAGACGAAGAGAUUUCUGAAGUAACUACAGGGCUGGUUUCUGAACCAAAUGAACAUAAAAUGGUGGAAAGUGAGGUGUCUUCAUUUGCUGUGCAUAAACUUUCCAGGUAUGGCUUUGAUAAUGAGCGCUGUCGGACAAUACUAGGAUCCUGCAAUGGUAACAUUGGGGCAUCGUUGGAACACUUGCUCUUGCAGUGCUUUUCAGAAAAAUACGGAGCGAGGAUGCAAAUCUCAGAAGCAGCUGUUCAGGCCAGUCUAGAAGAAUGCUUGGAACAAAGGCAAGAAGAGGCUUUUGCUCUCUGUUCAAUCUACGGAGAAAACUUUGUAGAAAGAAUUAAAAACAGAGUUUGGACGUUUGGGUUGGAACUGGAACACUUAACAAAUAAAGUCAGCAAAUCCAAACAAAGGGAUAGUGCUGCCAAAGAUGUGGCAAAACAGACUUUAAACAAAGUCUGUAAAUUUUACCUUCAAGGAGGCUGCAAGUUUGGCUCAAGAUGCAAAUUCCAACAUGAGAGUCCUCCAAAGCACCUGCCAAGAACGUUACAGAAUUCUGUGGAUGACGCUCACCUCAGAUCUAAUAGCGAUAACUCUCCUUUAUACGAACUUGAAAUCAGAUUUCCUGAGGAUAACAAAUACCCCUAUCAGGCACCCAUUGUGGCAUUUUAUUCCACCAAUGAGAAUCUACCUCUGGCUUGUCGUUUACACAUUGCUGAAUUCCUCUAUGGAAAGGCCUUGACGUCUGCAGAGGCUAAUGAACCAGUUGUGUAUUCUUUAAUAACCUGUUUGGAGGAUGAAUCAGAGAUAACCGAGUUACUUACUAAUACUUCCCACAAAUAUAGCGUCCCUCCCAUGUCCCUGCUGACCAUGCCCUCAACAAGAACCGAUACAGACGGUCAUAAACAAGUGUUUCCAGAUAGUUCACCUGUUUCAAAUUGCAUGUUAGAAGUUACAAAAGAGUCUGAGCCUGAGAGUGAUGAAGAUGAGGAGGAAGAGCCUGAGCCUGAAACAGUUGUUGUGGAGAAUGAGAGUUAUGUGAACCUCAAGAAGAAGCUUUCCAGAAAAUAUGACAUGCAGGCAAAGUCUGUGUAUAAUGAAAAUGUUAAAAUCUGCAAGCAAUUUCGAAUAAAGCAGUCUUCUAGGCACUUCCAGUCCAUGUUGCAAGAAAGACAGAAUCUCCCUGCGUGGGAAGAAAGAGAAACCAUUCUUGAUUUGCUGACUAAGCAUCAGGUGCUUGUUGUGAGUGGCAUGACUGGAUGUGGGAAAACCACUCAGAUUCCUCAGUUUAUUUUGGAUGCUUCACUGAGGGGUCCUCCAAAUAGGGUAGCCAAUAUCAUAUGCACUCAGCCUCGCAGGAUCUCUGCCAUUUCUGUAGCUGAACGCGUAGCCAAGGAGAGAACAGAAAGAGUUGGGGUCACUGUGGGAUACCAGAUCCGCUUAGAAAGUGUAAAGUCACUAGCUACCAGGCUGCUGUACUGCACUACUGGAGUGCUGCUGAGAAGACUAGAAGGAGACAUGACUUUACAGGGAAUCACCCAUGUUAUUGUUGAUGAAGUUCAUGAAAGAACAGAAGAGAGUGACUUCUUGCUGCUGGUUUUGAAGGAUAUUAUGUUUCAGAGGCCAGACCUGCGUAUUAUACUAAUGAGUGCCACCUUGAAUGCAGAGCUUUUCUCUCAGUACUUUAACUCCUGUCCAGUUAUUAACAUACCAGGUCGGACGUUCCCUGUGGAUCAGUUUUUUCUGGAAGAUGUAAUUGCAGUGACAAGGUAUGUCUUAGAGGAUGGUAGUCCGUACAUGAACAACACGAAACGAGGUCCAGAAGAGAAACUUAAAGCAAGGCGCAAGAGGACUGCGUUAGAAGAAGUAGAGGAAGAUCUAAGAUGUGCUCGCCUCCUAGAGGAUGACACUAUUGUCAAGGAUUCAGUCCCAGACCAGCAAUUAACUUUUAAACAGCUCCUGCUACGGUACAAAGGGGUUAGUAAAUCAGUGUUAAAAACGAUGGCUGCCAUGGACUUAGACAAAGUUAAUCUGGAAUUAAUAGAGUCCCUGCUGGAGUGGAUAGUCAGUGGCAAACACUCAUACCCACCAGGUGCUGUACUGAUAUUUUUGCCUGGUCUAGCAGAAAUUAAGAUGCUUUAUGAACAGCUACAGUCUAAUGCCCUUUUCAAUAAUAGACACAGUAAACGGUGUGUUGUUUAUCCACUCCAUUCCUCACUGUCCAGUGAAGACCAGCAGUCUGUGUUCCUGAAGCCCCCUCUAGGAGUUACCAAGGUCAUCAUAUCUACGAACAUUGCAGAAACGUCCAUCACCAUUGAUGAUGUGGUCUUUGUGAUUGAUUCUGGGAAAAUGAAAGAGAAAAGGUACGACCCCAGCAAAGGAAUGGAAAGUCUGGAAGACACAUUUGUGUCCAAAGCCAAUGCAUUGCAAAGGAAAGGGCGGGCAGGGCGCGUAGCCUCUGGAGUCUGCUUUCAUCUUUUCAGUAGCCAUCACUACAAUCACCAGCUUAUAAAGCAGCAGUUACCCGAAAUACAAAGAGUGCCUUUGGAACAGCUCUGUCUCAGAAUUAAGAUUUUGGAUAUGUUUUCUGCACAUGACCUUCAAUCUGUCUUAUCCCGCCUGAUUGAGCCGCCAAGAAUUGAAUCUCUGCGUGCAUCGAAAGUGCGACUGCAGGACUUGGGCGCUUUAACUCCAGAUGAAAAGCUCACCCCCUUGGGGUAUCACUUGGCCUCCUUGCCUGUGGAUGUGCGGAUUGGAAAACUAAUGCUGUUUGGCACCAUUUUCCGUUGUCUGGAUCCUGCACUAACGAUAGCAGCAAGUCUGGCCUUUAAGUCCCCUUUUGUGUCUCCAUGGGAUAAAAGGGAGGAAGCGAACAAAAAAAAGCUGGAAUUUGCAAUAGGAAACAGUGAUUACCUGGCUCUUCUCCAGGCUUAUAAGGGAUGGCGCUUGAGUACCAAAGAGAGUUCUCGUGCAAGCUACAGCUAUUGCAGGGAGAACUUCUUAUCAGGAAGAGUUCUUCAAGAAAUGGCGAGCCUAAAAAGGCAAUUCACAGAGCUGCUGUCGGACAUUGGAUUUGUGAAGGAGGGGUUAAGAGCCAGGGACAUGGAGAAGAGGUGGUCUCGAGGAGACGGUGUUUUGGAUGCUACAGGAGAAGAGGCAAACUCUAAUGCAGAGAACAUCAAGUUGAUAUCAGCAAUAUUAUGUGCUGCUCUGUAUCCCAAUGUUGUCCAGGUGAAAACCCCCGAGGGGAAAUACCAGUAUACCAGUGCAGGAGCAGUUAAAUUGCACCCAAAGGCAGAGGAGUUGAAGUUCGUUACAAAAAAUGACGGUUACGUUCACAUUCAUCCUUCCUCGGUGAAUUAUCAAACCAGGCACUUUGACAGCCCCUACUUGGUGUACCACGAGAAGAUCAAAACCAGCCGUGUGUUCAUCCGGGACUGCAGCAUGGUGUCGGUGUACCCGCUGGUCUUGUUUGGAGGAGGGCAGGUCCAUGUGCAGCUGCAACGGGGGGAGUUUGUCAUUUCGCUUGAUGACGGAUGGAUUCGUUUCGCAGCAGCCUCCCACCAGGUGGCAGAGCUGGUGAAAGAACUGCGCUGUGAACUAGACCAGCUACUCCAGGAUAAGAUCAAGAAUCCCAGCAUGGAUUUAUGCACGUGCCCGCGAGGAUCCCGUAUCAUUAGUAUGAUUGUAAAGCUUGUGACCACCCAGUAAUCUGAGAAGCACUUUUCUAAAGACCCACUGCUAACUGCUGCUCGGAAAUGGAUUCUGGUACCGCAAUGUUUUUGUACUGUCAGAGUGUGGCGCUGAUCCGGGUAGAGCUAAACUGGUAAAUGCCAUUUUAGCUUUCGGAAAAUAGUCAAAGAAAUAAACCUAAGCAAAAUGGCUUCUGCCAAAAAUGAAAGGGCUCACAGAACAAACUAGGGAGUGGGAAGCUGGCAAUUCUCGUGAUAGUAAUAGAAAACUCCAAAUCAGAGAAGAAAAGCCUAGAAUUUGUUUUUAAAAAAAAAAAUGAAUUCUGUUCUGUGCUGGGAAUAUGUUUUAUGUAGUCUCAUUUUGGUCAGUGUUGUAUUUUUUCCGGUAUAGCACUUUCAGCUGACUUUUGUGCGGAAGAUCAAGGAAUCACGUGCCAUGCAGCUUGCCCUUGGAGCAACAUAAUUACCUGGGCGGAGAGAGCGAGAGAGCGCGCGUUACCUGGUCAGGCUGCCCAGAACUUUUCUAAAUUCAGUAUAAACUACUUGGCCAAGAAUUGUACCUCCCCCCGCUGUUGAGUCUGAUAUCUGCACUUAGCAAUCAUUUUAGGAUACAGCAGAUGUUAAAUGAGCUCAAUUUAAGGACUGGUACGUGAGUUGGUCAUUAAACUAGUGGAUUGUCUUUAAAACUAA
Molecule: messenger RNA, 4883 nt
Organism: Malaclemys terrapin pileata
Lineage: Eukaryota; Metazoa; Chordata; Testudines; Emydidae
Gene: DHX57
Product: DExH-box helicase 57
Exons: 24
Coding region: 82-4212 (1376 amino acids)
Cellular component (GO): intracellular anatomical structure
Molecular function (GO): RNA binding; ATP binding; protein binding
Source: RefSeq, a predicted model, not a curated record